Parasteatoda tepidariorum (common house spider) is the source of this 402-nucleotide messenger RNA. Lineage: Eukaryota; Metazoa; Arthropoda; Arachnida; Araneae; Theridiidae. The record is from RefSeq and is a predicted model, not a curated record.
AUGGCAGAUCGUCGUUUGACAGUGUGGGAGAUUGCAGAAGAGGUUGGAGUGAGUAGAGAUUCUGCACAAGCAAUUUUGCGUGAAGAUUUGAACAUGAACCGAGUAGCUGCGAAAUUCGUACCCAAGUUGUUGUCCCUGGAACAAAAAGACCUCCGUUUUGACAUUGCACAGGACCUUCUGGACACCGCCAACACUGAUCCUGGGUUUCUGAAUAACGUGAAAACUGGAGAUGAGUCAUGGGUGUACGGGUACGAUCUAGAAACAAAAAGACAGUCGUCGCAAUGGAAGCAUCCCGAUUCUCCAAAGCCGAAGAAAGAGCAGCAGGGGCGAAGCAAAAUCAAGGUGAUGCUGACUGUUUUCUUUGAUGUCCGUGGAAUUGUGCAUCGCGAAUACGCACAUUAA